Oryza brachyantha (malo sina) is the source of this 1239-nucleotide messenger RNA. RefSeq names its product zinc-finger homeodomain protein 6. The record is from RefSeq and is a predicted model, not a curated record. Gene Ontology annotation, biological process: regulation of DNA-templated transcription; regulation of developmental process. The transcript has a single exon. Bases 247 to 960 code for a protein of 237 amino acids. NCBI's taxonomy places the organism in Eukaryota, Viridiplantae, Streptophyta, Magnoliopsida, Poales, Poaceae. Gene Ontology annotation, cellular component: nucleus. Gene Ontology annotation, molecular function: DNA-binding transcription factor activity; transcription cis-regulatory region binding.
CGCCGACUCGCUGCUCAUCACUCGCCCUCCCAGGUUUCCAAGCCAUCCCCCACCACCAUCACUUCACCCUCUCCCUCCCUUCCCUCCUCUUCCCCCCACCCAAACCCAAAGGAGCUUAACGGCAGCUGCUGCUGCGUGCGGCUACAGCCUACAGCGAGCGAGAGCGAGACGCUGGUUGGUCAGCCGAGCAACUUUGCGAGGUCGCUUUCGGCUCUCUCGGCCUCGGCCCCGGACAGGCAUGUCCUGAUGGAAUUCAGGGGCCAUGAGGAACCCGUCGACGAGAUGGGCGUCGCGUACGGCAGGGCGCCACCCUCCCCCGCGGCCGCGGAGGUGAGGUACCACGAGUGCCUGCGGAACCACGCCGCGGCGAUGGGCGGCCACGUCGUGGACGGCUGCGGGGAGUUCAUGCCGGGCGCCGGGGACGCCGCCGAUGCCCUCAAGUGCGCCGCCUGCGGCUGCCACCGCAGCUUCCACCGCAAGGACGACGGCCAGCAGCUGCGCGUGCUCGUCCCGUCCCCGACGCCGCGCGUCCCGCUGCUCAUGCCGCCGCCGCCGCCGCCGCACCCCUACGCGGGCCACGGCCACCCGCACCCGCCGUUCCCGUACCACCACACCCCCAGCGGCAGCGGCGGCACGACGACGGAGUCGUCCAGCGAGGAGCGGGGGCCUCCCUCUGCGGCGGCGGCGGCGGCGGCGGCGCAGGGGCAGCGGAAGCGGUUCCGGACCAAGUUCACGCCGGAGCAGAAGGAGCAGAUGCUGGCGUUCGCGGAGCGGGUGGGGUGGCGGAUGCAGAAGCAGGACGAGGCGCUGGUCGAGCAGUUCUGCGCGCAGGUCGGCGUGCGGCGGCAGGUGUUCAAGGUGUGGAUGCACAACAACAAGAGCAGCAGCGGCAGCGGCAGUAGGAGGCAGCCGCUGGAGCAACAGUCCCAACAGCAGCAGCAGCAGCAGCAACCGCAGUAGCCAUGGGAGGAGACAAGCAUUUGGUUUGGUUAAUCCCCACCUCAUUAUUUUUAUAAGCCCAAGACAGGAGGGGGUUAAUUAAACAUCCGGAAGUGAGGACUACUCUCUGCGAUCUCUAUCCUCUCUCUCUCUCUCUCGUUUGGCCUUAACCUUCAUUCUUUCAGUCCUCCUGCUUACUUUGGUUCAUGAUUCUAGCCUGGUUCAUUUUGAUUCCUUUUGCAUCCUAGUUAAGGGUUUACUUUGAUCGCAAAAAGAAAAGGUUGAGGGUUUACCUGGAUG